Trichomycterus rosablanca is the source of this 3169-nucleotide messenger RNA. It is a transcript of the gene ripor3, whose product is annotated as RIPOR family member 3. The record is from RefSeq and is a predicted model, not a curated record. The transcript is spliced from 24 exons. Lineage: Eukaryota; Metazoa; Chordata; Actinopteri; Siluriformes; Trichomycteridae. The coding region runs from base 173 to 3097 and encodes 974 amino acids.
GAGAGAACAGAUGGAGAAGUAAAGAAUAGAGGAAAACCAGAGUUGCGCUAUCAGAAACAAACAGACGUCUGCUCACACAUACAGAAACAUUACCAGACUGCUACAGAGAUGAGCAUGUUUUCACUUUGCUUCAAGUCUGGAAUAUGAGAACUUCCAGUCUGGUGGAGAAGGAAUGUCUGUAAAGUUGAAAUUUGAUUGUCAAGGAGAAGGUGCCAUGGUGCAGAGAAGUCAGUCUUUUACUGGAGUCAACACACUCACUGGCCGACGUCGUCUAUCGUCAGCCUGCAGUUCUCUGCGCAGCAAAGGCCUUGCUGGAAAAUCUCCCAGAAUGUCCUCAUCAGCUCGAAUGGUUGGCAGUAUUUGGGGAAAACACCCUGAGCAGGUCGACAGGAUCUUCCAAGCCUUACGGAAAGGGCUUAAGGAGUAUCUUGAGAACCGCCAGGCAGAACUUGACUUCCUUACAUCCCAGCAGAGAAACACUAAAAGGAACUCCAGACUGGCAUUUUUUUAUGACUUGGAGAAGGAAAUACGAACCAGUGAAAGGUACAUAAGGCGAUUGCAGUUUCAACUUAGUAAGAUUGAGGAGUUGUAUGAAAUGUAUUGUAUCCAGUGGCGACUAUGUCAAGGAGCAUUAAACAUGAAGCAUGCAUUUUCCCUUUCUCCAUCCUCACGGGCUUCUCGAGAAAGUCUGCUAGAGCUUAACCGCAACCACAGACACAGUCUAGAGGAUAUGUGUGCAACAGAGGCAGAACUGGAGCUUCUCCUGGGAGAACUACAAAUUAAAAUGAAAGGCUUGAUAGGCUUUGCUCGCCUGUGCCCAGGUGAUCAGUAUGAGGUGUUAAUCCGGUUGGGCAGUCAACGAUGGAAGAUCAGGGGGCGGAUCCAGACUGAUGACAGACAGAUAUGGGAUGAGGUGGACAUGGUCUUUCUCCCUCGUAUUCAUGAGAACUUUGAAAUCAAGGUUACAGAAAUAAAAAGCCUGAGCUCCAUGCUUGUUGGAAUGGUGACAUGUAAGAGUGCAGAAUUCUUUAUGGCACGUCCACAAACAAUGGUUGUUGACAUUACAGAACUGGGAACUAUCAAACUACAGAUGGAAGUGAUCUGGAAUCCUUUUGACAGUGGCCUGGUAAAGCCUGUAAUGUCAUCUGCCAGUCGACAGUCUAUGCACAGCAGGACAGGAUCAGUGAACAGCUGGAGUCCUCAAAACACUGCCAGCUUCACAGAAAAAUACUUUUUAUCUAAGAUGCGUCAUUUUCAAGACAUGGAUAGCACUUUCUCUAUUGGAUCCUGUGAAUCCAGGGGUGUGUCUAUACUCAGCUAUCUUUCUGACUCUGCUCAGACACUCUCUCCACUAGCCAAUGACAAUCCUUUAUCAACUGUUUCUGAUCCCUCCAUGGACUUUCAGCCAGUGGAUGACAUUUUAAGGACACCACUGGGAGAGGAGGAUGAAAGUGGAGAGUGGCCUUCAGGUUCUGAGACAGGAUUUCCUAGUCCACGGGGAAACAAGGACGACUCCAUAUUUCAUUAUCAGCAUUUCAGCACACCUGAUAUUCUUCGAAGAAACUGCAAAGUCAACGCCAAGCAGGAAGUGGAAGCAAAGGGGAUGACGACCAUAGAUGAGACUAGGGUAGAGAAGGUCCAAGUUAAACAGCCGAUGAUUCUGAAAGCUGGUGUAGGGAACUUUCAAAAAAGAGCAGCAGCUAUAAAAGCUACACUGGCACAAGCACAGGUGGAUGCUGCCCUGGAGGAGAUGAACUGUGCCAAGGCAGAGUUAAAGGAUCUAGAACUACAAAUGCUGCGGCUUAAUCAAGUUUUGAAGAGGGAUAUAUUUCUUCCCCAGAAGUCUUCUGAUGAGACUCUAAAUGUAGAAGAAGAGAAAGUGUUAGGAAGUUUUGACUUUCUGUCCACUUUCUUUAAUAUAGAAGACAACAUCUCCUGCACUGGUAGCGUUAGGCUCAGGGACAGCAUGUCAUGUUUGUACAACGAAGAUGUUGUGAAAAGCCCAGAGGUAAUGACUAAGAAUACUGCGCUGACCUUAGAGAAUCAACAACCAGGGCACAGGGCAAAUAGCACAGAAAUGGAAAAAAACGGUCCACUCAGCACUGGAGAUUACACUCUGGAUCAAGCCCUGGAGAUCCACCUCAAUAUCUGCACUGCACUACUGAGGGCAUUGAGGCUGUCUGAUCUUGAACAUGUGCAACAGGAAAUCCUGAAAGAGCUGUCACGUCAAACUAAGGUGCUUGAAAAAAUCAGCAGCUUGACAGAGAAAGGGACUGAUUACAUCUCAGUCUCAGAAUUGUUAACCAGGGUCCCAAAGCUGAGGAAUGUUCAGAUGUUGUGGGAAGAAUUCUGUGAAAAUGGAUUUGCUUUCUGUUGCGUGGCUGAUUCAUUUUUAAGGGCAUUACGCAAGCGCUUUAUUCACAAAGUAGAAGCCAAGUUGCCAGGCCAAGCUGAUACAGUCUUUACUCAACUGUUGCAGCAGAUCCAGUCCAGCUGCAUGAUGGUGCCACUGGGGGUUGGCACUACUGAUCAAGUAACUGUAUUUCAGUUAGAUGUCUACCUCAGCCGCUGGAAGCUGAGCGACUUUGGAAAGCACAUUUCUCACCUCUCUAAAGAAGUGUACUUGGUAUCAUGUCUUCAAAGUCCAAAGAGGAUGCGAACACUUAAGAAGCUAAAGGGCCAAAAGAUCUCUAAACUGCAGCCAAUGAGAAAAACUCUUCAUCUCCUGGCCAAGUUACUGACAGAUUCAAAUCACAAAGUUUCUGCAUCAGCCACCUCGUGUCUGUGUAGAGCCUCAGGCUUUAAGUCUUUCAGGUCAAAGGCCCUGAUUUACUAUGCAUGGCUGCUAAAAGAUAAUGACACUCAGGUCCAGCAGCAGGCUUGCUUGGCACUAAAAUGCUUAAAGGCCAUAGAGAGUGCAGAACAGGUGGCUGAGUUAUGGCGCUCCACAGAUGAAGCUUUGAGAAAUGCAGCUAAAGAGACAGUGCUUUCAUUUGGUAAAAACGGCCAUGCAGCCUUCCAGCGUAUGGAGCAGAUCUGCACUCAGCUACAGGAAGAGAUUUAUAAAAACCUAGACACAGAAAUCACGAUCCUCUAGUGACCACAGUAACUCACUCAACUCCUAUACUCUUUUAUUUCUUUACUACACAUUUAUUGCUUUAAAUGUAAA